UUUUUUACGGAAACGCGCAGCCGCGUGUUCUCUCUCUCCACGAUAAAUCUUUCAAAACCCUAACUCAAUUUUAUUUGCCGCUCCGCCUUUUAUCUAACAGAGCCGCCCAAAAACCUUUCUUUAAGCAAAGAAAGCUAAAAUGACCACCCGAUUCAAGAAGAACAGGAAGAAGCGCGGCCACGUGAGCGCUGGACAUGGUCGUAUUGGCAAGCACCGGAAGCAUCCAGGAGGUCGUGGUAACGCUGGAGGCAUGCACCACCACAGGAUCCUUUUCGACAAGUACCAUCCUGGGUAUUUUGGAAAGGUCGGAAUGCGAUACUUCCACAAAUUGCGGAACAAGUUCUACUGCCCCAUCGUCAACAUCGAUAAGCUCUGGUCGUUGAUCCCUCAAGAAGCGAAGGAGAAGGCUAGCAAGGACAAUGUGCCAAUGAUCGAUGUCACUCAGCAUGGCUACUUCAAGGUAUUGGGGAAGGGCGCUUUGCCGGAGAACAAGCCGAUUGUUGUGAAAGCGAAGCUGGUGUCCAAGAUUGCCGAGAAAAAGAUAAAGGAGAAUGGCGGAGCUGUUGUGCUUACGGCUUAAGCUGUUUUGUUCUGAUCAUUUUAGGGUUUUUUUUUAUAAUUUUUAAUUGUUUAGAGCUUGAUAUUUAUGGGUACUUUAUUAUAGUUGUUGUUGUUGCUACUUUUCGGUUUGAAUGGAUAUGGGUUACUUUUCCAGUGCUUA
Molecule: messenger RNA, 721 nt
Organism: Hevea brasiliensis (rubber tree)
Lineage: Eukaryota; Viridiplantae; Streptophyta; Magnoliopsida; Malpighiales; Euphorbiaceae
Product: 60S ribosomal protein L27a-3
Exons: 1
Coding region: 140-580 (146 amino acids)
Biological process (GO): translation
Cellular component (GO): ribosome; cytosolic large ribosomal subunit
Molecular function (GO): structural constituent of ribosome
Source: RefSeq, a predicted model, not a curated record